UAACUAGAAAAUUUAAAAUAUAGAUAUAUUUCCUGAAAUUUCUAUAUAUUUUAUAAGGGCAAAACUUAUAAAUUAUAUAAAGUAAAAUAUAUAAAAAGACUACGUGGAAUAAAGCUCUAGUAGUCUUAUUAAGAUACUUUAUUAGUAAUGCUAAUUUAUUCCUUAGUGGUCGUUGUGCUAGAUAUAUGCAAAGUAUCGCAGUUUGUAUGGGGGAUUCGGUGGUACGUUGAGCUAGGCGGCAUGGCUGGCCACUUUCGAUGGCAGGUUUCCUACCAUGGAGAGGAUGCUCUACGGGUUCUGCCGAGACCUACCCGUCUGGGCGAUAUGGAGGCCUAUAGAACCCCGGUUGCGCAUCUGGAGUAGUCUCAAGCCAGAGCUGCGGUUAGCCUUGCGAGACAUUCUUGACUUGGAAGGCCCCGAUUUCGAGUGUCGAAGAUAUGGUACUCUAAGGCACGGGCUAUUGGCUGUCCACGACUAUACGGGAGAGCCGUUUCGCAUGCGCCACAUGCAGGUGAUCCCCGAACCCUCCUUGGAAAUGGGCACGUACGGACUUUUGGAGCGAUUGUUCACUACUCUGGAUAGGAUUUGUUCGGUGUCGCCUGAGUGUCUGGAGUUGAUGGCAUACAUCUGCAUACAAGACCGCCUCAACGGUACGGCUCUGGAUAUUUUGGAUCAUGUCCGCCAAUCCAGAGACUCGUCCUUGGCUAGUUUUGUGUUGGGUAUGCUUACCGCACCGUCGGAGAAUGCGAGAAUGGGAAGUGUGAUGCGCCUCAUUCCACUUCUAGCACCCAAUGACGGAGGCGGCAAUGACCCGAACCAGUUUUUGAGAACCCAUUUUUCAUCGCGCAUAACCACGAUCAUCGAGAAAACUUUAGCAAAAAUGCAAAACACGUUCUGUGAACAGCUCCAGAGGGGCCGAUCAGCUGACGGUCCUGGGAUGAAAUUACACGCCUUUGGAGUGGGCCUGAAGCAGAGUCCUUGGACAGUGUCACUAUUGGAUGAGCGUUGGCAAGCGUUACUUACCCAGUGGCCGUCGAAAGAAAAUAUCAGCGCCGCCUUUAGUCUGCGAAUCGAUGUUGCCAAUGGUGCUCGAAGAAAUCAUUCCACUCUAAUUGAAACGAUUGACAGAUAUUGCAUCUUGCAUCUUGCAGGUCACGUUGACCCAAGCAACCUCCAGGACAAUCUGACCGAAGGAUUGAUUCAACUGUGGAGGCUUCCUCCGGAUUCCGAACGCCGAGCGCUGGGUUUGGCUGUGGCUGAACGAUUGAACAUCCCGAGUUCGAUCCGACAUUCUUGCAUACUACGAAUAUGCAAGACUAACGAAGACUCCAUCGAUGCCGUGGGAAAAGUGCUUAGAGAGGACACGGAUAUGUCCUGCGUUAAUUUCGCGCGGUUGCUGACGCGCAGAAACUUCCAGCGAGCGGGGAAUUUUGUAUGCUGGCGAGACUUUCUUCUUUGCAUGAUCCAGGAACGCAACGACACCAUUCUCGACAGUACCGUGACUCAGCUCCCACUCCAGUCAUGGUUCGAGUGGCUCGAAAAUCUCCGGACGAUAUUCGAUGUGGAUGGCGAGGAGGCGAUUGAGGGGGUGAAAAUGCUUGAUAAAAACCUCAACCGCUGGUCACGGCGACUGCGCAGAAGCUACAUGCCUGUUCUUGUGGAUAUGAGCACGAAUAUGGACUCCCGACCCCAGAUGCGGGAGAUCUUGCUGGGCUGGAAUAAUGAAAAUAUCAACAUUUCGAUACUCGAGCGGAAGAAACGCGGUGAGUAAACUUCAAAAGUGCCACCUUUUCACCAUUGCUGACUCUCCCAAGCACUAGAAACUCGCCCAAAUGAGGCCAUUCCAGCAUGAAUGAUUGCGGAUCAUGGAUA
Mytilinidion resinicola is the source of this 1872-nucleotide messenger RNA. RefSeq lists its product as uncharacterized. Bases 275 to 1771 code for a protein of 498 amino acids. The transcript has a single exon. The record is from RefSeq and is a predicted model, not a curated record. Lineage: Eukaryota; Fungi; Ascomycota; Dothideomycetes; Mytilinidiales; Mytilinidiaceae.